Drosophila pseudoobscura is the source of this 2717-nucleotide messenger RNA. RefSeq names its product semaphorin-1A. Gene Ontology annotation, molecular function: chemorepellent activity; semaphorin receptor binding. The coding region runs from base 49 to 2685 and encodes 878 amino acids. NCBI's taxonomy places the organism in Eukaryota, Metazoa, Arthropoda, Insecta, Diptera, Drosophilidae. The transcript has 20 exons. The record is from RefSeq and is a predicted model, not a curated record. Gene Ontology annotation, biological process: negative regulation of axon extension involved in axon guidance; axon guidance; neural crest cell migration.
ACAGACACAACAGUAGAAACAACAACAGCCACAAAAAUACUGAAGCAUAUGUUAAGCAAAUUGUAUGGAUACUACGGAUACGGAUACAGAUACGGUUGGAUGCAAGUCUUCCUACUACUGACACUCCACGUGAUUGGUAAUCAAAGUGCCUGGCAGGAGAAUAUACGACCAAAACUCUAUGUGGAAUUAGGUCCCGAAGAUAUACUGAAGUUUCUGGGAAACGAAAGUGUCGUGGAUCACUUUAAGCUCGUCACCAAGGAUGGCAACAGUCUGCUCAUCGGUGCAAGAAAUACGGUCUUUAAUUUAAGCAUACACGAUCUCGCUGAGCAGCAGCGCCUGGUCUGGACAUCGCCGGAAGAUGAUACCAAAAUGUGUCUCGUCAAGGGUAAAGAUGAGGAGGCCUGCCAGAACUAUAUCCGCAUCAUGGUGGUGCCGUCGCCGGGGCGCCUCUUUGUGUGCGGCACCAACUCGUUCCGGCCCAUGUGCAACACGUACAUGAUCAAUGAGAACAACUACACGCUGGAGGCGACCAAAAAUGGCCAGGCUGUCUGCCCCUAUGACCCCCGUCAUAACUCCACCUCCGUGCUGGCGGACAAUGAACUGUAUUCGGGCACUGUGGCCGAUUUCAGCGGCAGUGAUCCGAUUAUCUAUCGAGAGCCCCUGCAGACCGAGCAGUACGAUAGCCUCAGUCUCAACGCCCCGAACUUUGUGAGCUCGUUCACGCAGGGAGAUUUCGUGUAUUUCUUCUUCCGCGAGACAGCCGUGGAGUUCAUCAACUGUGGCAAGGCGAUUUAUUCGCGUGUGGCCCGCGUCUGCAAAUGGGAUAAGGGUGGACCGCAUCGGUUCCGCAACCGCUGGACAUCGUUCCUCAAGUCCCGCCUGAAUUGCUCGAUACCGGGCGAUUAUCCCUUCUACUUCAAUGAGAUACAAUCGGCCAGCAAUCUGGUGGCGGGAGAGUACGGUUCGAUGAGCUCGAAACUAAUCUACGGAGUCUUUAAUACCCCCGCCAACUCGAUACCCGGCUCAGCGGUGUGUGCCUUUGCCCUGCAGGACAUAGCGGAUACCUUCGAGGGCCAGUUCAAGGAGCAGAGCGGCAUCGGCUCCAACUGGCUGCCGGUAAACAAUGCCAAGGUCCCUGAACCGCGUCCCGGCUCCUGUCACAACGAUUCACGAACGCUUCCGGAUCCGACAUUAAAUUUCAUCAAAACACAUUCGCUAAUGGACGAGAAUGUGCCGGCGUUUUUCGGUCAGCCGAUUUUGGUCCGGACGAGCACAAUAUAUCGCUUCACCCAGAUAGCUGUCGACGCACAAAUCAAAACCCCGGGCGGCAAGACCUACGAUGUCAUAUUCGUGGGCACAGAUCACGGGAAGAUCAUCAAAUCGGUGAAUGCCGAAUCAGCUGAUUCCGCUGACAAGGUCACCUCCGUGGUCAUCGAGGAGAUCGAUGUGCUGACCAAAAGCGAACCGAUACGGAAUCUGGAAAUAGUCCGGACCAUGCAAUACGAUCAACCCAAGGAUGGCAGCUACGACGAUGGCAAAUUAAUCAUUGUGACAGACAGCCAGGUGAUAGCCAUACAAUUGCAUCGUUGUCACAAUGACAAAAUCACCAGCUGCAGCGAGUGCGUCGCCUUGCAGGAUCCUUACUGUGCCUGGGACAAAAUUGCCGGCAAGUGUCGCUCCCAUGGCGCACCACGUUGGCUGGAGGAGAACUAUUUCUAUCAGAAUGUGUCCACUGGCCAGCAUGCGGCCUGUCCCUCAGGCAAAAUCAAUUCAAAAGAUGCCAAUGUGGGCGAGCAGAAGGGUUUCCGGAAUGACAUGGACUUAUUGGAUUCGCGUCGUCAGAGCAAGGAUCAGGAAAUCAUCGACAAUAUUGAUAAGAACUUUGAAGGCCCUCAAAUUUCCGCAGACAUUAUCAAUGCCCAAUACACGGUGGAGACCCUGGUGAUGGCCGUGCUGGCCGGAUCGAUAUUCUCGCUGCUGGUUGGCUUCUUUACAGGCUACUUCUGCGGCCGGCGCUGCCACAAGGACGAGGACGACAAUCUGCCCUACCCGGACACGGAGUAUGAGUACUUUGAGCAGCGUCAGAACGUCAAUAGCAGUUUCCCCUCGUCGUGCCGAAUCCAACAGGAGCCGAAGCUGCUGCCCCAGGUGGAGGAGGUGACCUAUGCAGAGCCAGUGCUGCUGCCACAGCCACCGCCGCAGAACAAGAUGCACUCGCCGAAGAACACGCUCCGCAAGCCACCCAUGCAUCAGAUGCACCAGGGACCCAACUCGGAGACGCUCUUCCAGUUCCAGCCAGAUGGCUAUAACACCCAGCAGACAUAUCGCGGACGCGACAACUUUGGAACGUUGCGCUCCCACCAGGUGAUGGGCGACAACUAUCGACGCGGCGAUGGCUUUUCGACCACACGCAGCGUCAAGAAGGCUGUAAACAACACAAACACACGAAACAGAAGUCUUGGUCGCGCAAGAAGACAGCCGCCCCGUCAUGGUAUCGUAACUCAACAUCGCUCGAAUAGCCCCCAGCCACAACCACAGCAGCAGCAGCAGGCACAACAGCAGCCGCACUCCAGCUCCGGCUCGUCGCCGGUAAUGUCGAACAGCAGCUCCAGUCCAGCGCCGCCGUCGAGCAGUCCCAGCCCCCAGGAGAGCCCCAAGAACUGCAGCUACAUUUACCGUGAUUGAUUGAUAUGUAACACCAAGUCGAUGCCCCUCAU